UACUUCCCAGUGCCUUCUUCCCCCCCCCACCCCCGCCAUAGUUCUCUAUCUCCCGCUCUCACUCCUCUCCCACCCUGGCUCUCCUCCUCUCUGCUGGCGACGGAUCGUGAUCGUGUUGUUUGUUGAACAGAUUAUUGAUGUUGCUUACCGCCUAUUGCGCCCUGUACAGAUUGAUAUGAGUUGCAAAGAACCUGGAAAGAGGAAUCUGAUAUCGUUUUGCUUACAUUUUGAGCUUGUUGAGUUUUACACUUGUGGGGUCCCUGGUCGUGGUGUCACGUAGAUUUGUGGUUGUCUACCUUUGGAUCAAGUUGUGAUUUGCAGACUUUUCGAGGGAUUGAUCUCGAGGGGCUCGUGUAUGUUCCUUGACCUCAUGUUGUCUUGAACCGAGGCGGUCUCAGGGUUACACGAGGUCGUGGUUUGCAGUUUUGGGUGUUCUUGAGGAGACGUAUAAUGUCUGACAUACACAGAAGACUCCCGAGGCUGAUGCCAGCCCGAUAUGAUGCUGAAAAAGUCGGGAAAGGGAUGUUGGCCUUCAGAAGCAGGAAGGCUGAUGUCGACGCUGGUAAGUCGUCGGGCAUGAGCGUUCCCUGUACUCGCAAGCGAGCAAACGAGACACCAGAGGAAGUGUAUCUCUCUCCUCGAAAGCAGUCUCCAGCCCAGUUGCCAGAGAAAUUUGCUCUUCUUGAAUCUUUCUACGAUGGUGUGGAGGCCGCAAUUAGUCUUCUUGGUAUCCGUCGUCAGCUCUGCACUUUCCAGGCAGUCUGCUCCACAGUUGAGGCCACCACGAAGAGACGCUUUCUCCAGAAGCAUUUGGCACAAAUUAAAUAUAUACUUCCCGAGGCUGUUCAUCUUGAGUAUGUGAGGUCUUAUGAUCAGGAGUCACGCAUCAAGAGAUGGGAGUUAAAGGUUUCACUGCUGCCUUUGCCCGCAGCGGCUGAGGAGCCGUCUGUUUCUGGAGGCUGCACUUCGAAGAGACCGAAGAUCGAAUCUGUGCAGCGAAGGCUCGUAUUUCAUUCCCGCUUGGUUAAACUGGCUGCUACUCUCCCAGAGGAUGAUGAUAUACCAGCCCAUCCAAUGCCAGAACGCAUUUUCAAUGGAAACUCCAAGGGGGCUAAUACAGGAUUGCCUGCUGCAACAACUUGCAUUCCGAUGGAAAUUAAUACCGCCGCACACCGGGUGGAGAUGCGGGAGUCGUCCGAUGGGUCUACUUGUUUCACGAAGUCGGUCAGACCUGGCUUCUCCCAGAUGACCGCAAGCAGUGCCUCAUCUCUUAUGGAGAGUGACAAGGCUGAGCCCCAGAAGUCUUCACUGCAUAUGGAAACGUUGGACACUAUACUGCCAAUGCCCAUCAACAGGACCUCUCACAGAGACGUCCACAACCUGGCUGAAAAGCCAACGGGAACCCCCCAUCUCGCGCCAUCCUUCAGACCUUUCUUUUCUGUCAAAAAUAGCGUGCCUGAAACGGAGCUAGGUUGUGGAAUCAGCGACGAUUGUGCUGUCCUUUCCGACAUGACCAGCUCUUCAGUGCAACUUACACCAAUAAAGCGUCGACAUGCAGGUCUCCAGGAGGAGUCCGAGGUUGAAGAACCAGUGGAGCUUCAGACACCGGUGAAGGUCUUCCAGACUUACGGAACUCCGAAACGAACAACUGCGUGUGACGAUAGUCCCAGCAAGCGGCUUCACCUUUCCCCUUCCUUAAAAUCACACUAUUCAAAUUGCGGCUCCCCAUUGAGUCAUUCCCUGAUUGCCUCUCGCAGUCUUCAAAGUACACCUGUGAAGCCAUCCGUCUCCAAGGACGUCUCAAUCUCCUGGGACUUGAGGACGCCAGGAUCCGAGAGAGACGGAGUUGAUCGGUAUACGCCUAUCGGAGAGGAUUCAGUUGGAGCUCAAACGCCAGUUAAAUCAUCAAUCCAAGCUCACACCUUUAAGUCUCCUGCUCCAUUGACCCCGAAGCACCAGUACACUCCCUGCACGCCUCAGAAUUCUGAGCGCGGGCGAAAAUCGCUCGGGAUUUCUUAUCACGUCGACGAACCCAUCAACGAAGGAAUUCAGUCGCCUGCUGCCACGCCUGUGAAGGGAAGCUCUACCAUAAGAUCCUUGAACUUCCACACACCAAAGGCCAAGUCCUACUCGAAGGAUUCCUCUGCGACUGGCUCACCAUGUCCUCGCUCGCCUACCAUGGGUACGCAAACACCGGUGAACUUUUCGAGGGCUUCGGGGUUUAGGAUGAAGGCAGCCGUGAAGCACUCGAAAUUGGACCUACGGCCUCUGUUUGCUCGUACCAAUGACGAAGAUGUUGGUAAGAGAGAUGGAGCUGAGUCUUUAAGCAAGUCAUGUGAGACAGGUGCAACUGAAACACCCUCUUCGACGAAUUCAUUGUCCCUCGGCAGCAGGGUAUCUCAGGCGGAUUUGAACAUGAUUCAGGGGCUGCCAGCCGAGCUUGUGAACUCCGUGAUAAAAGAGGAAUUGAGAGUCGCAGAGGAGAAGAGCAGUGACGUCGUUGCUGUCAGACGUCGCCAGCAAAUGAUGGCUGGCCUUCCCAACCUUUUUAAUCAACUCUGCCUAAUUUUCCAAUCGAGUAACAAGUCCGUGUUUCCGUACAAGGACCUUUUGGCCAAGAUAGUGUCCUCCAACACUGAGAUGACGGACCGGGUUGAAGUGGAAGAGCGCCUGAAGAUGCUCACUGAGCUGGCUCCUGAAUGGAUAUCUGCUAAGAAGUCUCUUACCGGAGAUACUCUCUACAGGAUCAACAAGAAAGCAGACGUAAUGACUGUCCGCAGGAGACUCUGUGGAGCCCAGUAGCAUUUCACACUUUUGCUUCUUUUGUUGGUCAAGAUUAUUCCUGCGUCUUUGUACACAGGUUGUGUAAUUUAAUGCACUCGAUAGAAGAAUCAAGUGCAGUCCAUUGACUAAUGACCAGGUACAUAUGUACCCCACAAUGUAAAUUAGACACAGUCCUGAGAAAUUUAAAAAAUUGAGGUCAUUUGAUAGAUGACAUAUUUUACUUGUACAUACGUAAUAUCCAACUACGAGUAGUUCGUGACACCGUUAGCUUACAUAAUGCAUGGUACAGCUUUGUAGAAUUCACGCGCCAAGUUCAUUACUCCUUUCUCAACAUAUGGCAGAAUUUUGCAAUAUGACUAUUGUCUGUUAAAAUAGUCAUUAAAGCCCUUUUAUUCCGGGUUGAUCCUCGGCUGAUAUUUAUCUUACAAGAGCAACAGCUGAGCAAAUAUUUUUUCUGAUUCUUAUCGAAA
Molecule: messenger RNA, 3254 nt
Organism: Physcomitrium patens
Lineage: Eukaryota; Viridiplantae; Streptophyta; Bryopsida; Funariales; Funariaceae
Biological process (GO): DNA replication checkpoint signaling; mitotic cell cycle; DNA replication preinitiation complex assembly
Cellular component (GO): nucleus
Molecular function (GO): DNA binding; DNA polymerase binding
Source: RefSeq, a predicted model, not a curated record